GGGUAUGACUGAGAACUACAGCUCCUGGUCUGGCCGCGUCGGUGGCAGCUGCGGAGGAAGAGUUGAUCAAGACGGCCCUCAGGGGGGGAACCGCUGGUGGUGGUGAUGUUGCGCGCCGACUUUCUAGGGUAGCGAACUGAAAGGGCGCUUUUUCUGCGCGCUGGCUCCCCGUGCCCCGCACCGGCCAUGCGCCCGGCCUUCGCGGUGGGCCUGGUGUUCGCAGGCUGCUGCAGUAACGUGAUCUUCCUAGAGCUGCUGGCCCGGACACAUCCAGGAUGCGGGAACAUUGUCACGUUUGCGCAGUUCUUAUUUAUUGCUGUGGAAGGCUUCCUUUUUGAAGCUGACUUGGGAAGGAAGCCACCAGCUAUCCCAAUAAGGUACUAUGCCAUCAUGGUGACCAUGUUCUUCACUGUCAGCGUGGUGAACAACUAUGCCCUGAAUCUGAACAUCGCCAUGCCGCUGCAUAUGAUAUUCAGAUCAGGCUCUCUGAUUGCCAACAUGAUUCUAGGAAUUAUCAUUUUGAAGAAAAGAUACAGUGUGUUCAAGUACACCUCCAUUGCCCUGGUGUCUGCGGGGAUAUUUAUUUGCACUUUCAUGUCAGCAAAGCAGGUGACUGUCCAGUCUGGCUUGAGUGACAAGGACGGAUUCCAGGCCUUUGCAUGGUGGUUACUAGGUAUUGUGGCACUGACCUUCGCUCUGCUGAUGUCGGCAAGAAUGGGCAUCUUCCAGGAGACUCUGUACAGACAGUUUGGGAAACAUUCCAAGGAGGCGUUAUUUUAUAAUCAUGCCCUUCCACUUCCUGGUUUCAUCUUCUUGGCCUCUGAUAUUUAUGACCACGUUGUUCUGUUCAAUAAGUCUGAACUCUAUCAAGUUCCAGUCAUCGGUGUGACGAUGCCCAUCAUGUGGUUCUACCUCCUCAUGAAUGUUGUGACUCAAUACGUGUGCAUCCGGGGCGUGUUCAUCCUUACAACAGAGUGUGCCUCCCUCACCGUCACACUGGUUGUGACUCUGCGCAAGUUUGUGAGCCUCAUCUUUUCUAUCUUGUACUUCCAGAACCAGUUCACUAGGUGGCACUGGCUGGGCACCUUGUUUGUCUUCAUUGGGACCAUAAUGUACACAGAGGUGUGGAAAAACCUCGGGACCACAAAAAGUCAGCUGCAAAAGGAUGACAAGAAGGACUGAGGUCUGCCUGGGACAGACAGACGAUGUUAUGUGAGAGCGGCCUCUGCUGCAGGUCUGGCAAUCAUUUCACUUUAGCUGAUGUCAAAUUACCAGAGUAUUGAAGCAGACGGGCUCCAGAGCUUCCUCCGAAAGGAUGGGGCUCAUCUGCUCUCACGAGUCUGCGUUUGUAGACUCCACAUAGGCAUCCCUGAGAUAGAAUAAACAAAACAAACAAGGCUACCAGGCAGACUGUUGGGUUGCCUCCGCAUUUGCUUUUCUAUUUCCAGAACAUCUGAACCAUAUUUGUUGAAUUCCGAGUCUCAGAGCUUCUAGUUUUCUACCUGUGUCGAACUUGUUGCCACCGACGACUCUUUGCUGUGUACCUCUUUCCUCCCUCCACCCCUCCAUACUUAAGCACUUUGCAGCAUAGCCAACAUUCCAGGCACAAUCAGGCACUGAGUGAUCCAGUGGACAUACAAAAAAUUAGACCCUAGGAGUGAUGCGGCCAGACUCCCUCCAGCGUGUUGGUGUUGGGAGAAAAGCAGUUGUCCCCAUGAGCAGAGCCCUUGAGAUCCGUGAGCUGGAUGCCAGUGAUGCUGGAGUAGACAGGUGGAUCCCACCACGCACAUUUCACGUUAUUUAAUUAAUCGAUGCAAAGAUCACAGACUUCUUUCACCUGCUGCUUUCUGUAGUUAGACCGGUCCUGCAGCGCUCAUUGCACAUUAGAAAGGAAGAAAACUUGGAAGUGGAUUGAGAAGAGGGAGGCCUUUCCUUCCAUCUCCCACGAGAAGCCCCUUGGCCUGUUUACGGAGAUGGAGAAGGAAGUGUGGCCCAAUACAGCUCACUCCUGCACACUCUGAGAGACUGUUGCCCCUGUGAACCCGGCCACACACUCCCAUGGGAUUCCCAUGGGUUUCAAAUAUAUGUCUGUGAGAGGCGUUAAGACCUGGCAGCCAGAAGAUACUUCUGAGAAUUAUCAUCUGUCAAGUCAUUGAUGAUGAUUGAUACACAGGUGUGAGUGUGGUCAAACCCCAGCUGCCACAGGGUGAAGUCUUCUUGUCCCAUAUAUAUGGGACUGCUUUUGGUGGGUGUGCAUGAGAGGUGGCAUGACACAGCAUGUUUACAUACAGAAACAGGCCUGCCUCUUUUCUGCUGAUCACCCUGAAGGUCUGAUUUUCCUCUCUUGGAUCCCCUUGAGGAAGAGUAACCCUGUCACACAGCAUGUGGCGCUUGUGUGCCCUCAGCUGGAUUGUAUGUGAUUGAAGAACAAGGACAUCCAUUUUGCUUUGUUUCCUCUUCCUCACUUAGGGCCAGACCCUCACUACCCUCACCUAGCCAUCUGCUCCACUGCAAACAGCCAUUCGCACUGUUUCUCUCGCCUUCCAUUCUUCCACUAUGCGCUGACUGUGCUCUUAGACUGAGGUGUGGCUCUCGGAGUCUCCUUGGCUCACUCGUAUUCUUUGGUGCCCCCUCUGAAGAUGCUCUUUGAUGGGUCUGAACAGCAGCAGCAAAGAGAACUAACUGUCCUAGUCCUCUGGGUCCCCUGGGAAGGCAGCCAGACUUCUUUGACUUUGUGUUACAUUAAAUGCAGAUACUGUUUCUCUGCCUAAGUCCCCUGGUUUGCAGACUGAUUGUCAUUCUGGCCAUUGACAGCUUCCCAGUGCUGGUAAGGGUCUGUUCUCAAAGACACUGAAUUAGAUGUGAACCCAUUCACAGUCCCAGAAGUUCCGUAGCUACUUUGAAAUAUGUGGGAUUGCCUGGACCAGUGUUGCUAUAAAUACCAAGUGUUAAAUGCCCCCUUAUAAAGACAGUAAUAAAAAGUACUUUUUUCUUCCAGUUUAACAGAAGACUCUGUCCCUCAGGGCUCCUGACGCUCCAUUCUGAUUACUCCUAACAGGCUAUAUAUAACCUUCAGUUACCUAGAGCUUCCCUUUUUAUGUUGGGAGAAGUAUGACACAGCUUGUAGUUCCCUGAGACUGGCUGAUACAAUCUAACUGGACUGGAAGGGUUUCAGAAUGUGUAUCCCUUUGUGAGUUUUGUUGAAGGAGCUGUAAGAACAGAUAAGGGUGUGAGCUCUGCUCCCUCAAGCUAGCAAGUGCCCCAGCUGCUUCCUGCCCUGCAGUAGACAGAAGGAAAUGUAUCAGACUCUAGUUACAGUUUUGUAAAAUCACCCUUCUAAAGGUUCUGUUUUCCUUCUCAUUGUGUAUGUUCAUUGCACAGGACCCUGUCGCUGGACACUUCCCUGCAGUUGAGUACUUUCCACACGCUCUCCUCUCCCCGUGCUGUCCACCCAUUAGGCCCCGCUGUUCCCCUGAAUAGUUUGCCUUCUACCUUCAGAUAGCAUACACACUGUGGUUUCAUGUCUCUCUACAAAGCCCAGGAACUACAAAUAUGAGCACACAUACACUGUUUAUCUUCCCCACACCAGCUAACUCCUUAAUAGGAACAUCUCUGGAUACAUCCAUAAAAUCACUCUUUAUAAAAGUCAGUCCUCUUU
Mus pahari (shrew mouse) is the source of this 3658-nucleotide messenger RNA. RefSeq names its product solute carrier family 35 member B4 (gene Slc35b4). The transcript is spliced from 10 exons. Lineage: Eukaryota; Metazoa; Chordata; Mammalia; Rodentia; Muridae. Bases 187 to 1182 code for a protein of 331 amino acids. Gene Ontology annotation, cellular component: endoplasmic reticulum membrane; Golgi membrane. Gene Ontology annotation, molecular function: UDP-xylose transmembrane transporter activity; UDP-N-acetylglucosamine transmembrane transporter activity. The record is from RefSeq and is a predicted model, not a curated record. Gene Ontology annotation, biological process: transmembrane transport.